Molecule: messenger RNA, 5112 nt
Organism: Hydra vulgaris (swiftwater hydra)
Lineage: Eukaryota; Metazoa; Cnidaria; Hydrozoa; Anthoathecata; Hydridae
Product: cilia- and flagella-associated protein 65
Source: RefSeq, a predicted model, not a curated record
UUUUUUAUUGUGCGUUAAGCAGUGUGUGAAAUUUAUAAUUAAGUAAAAUAUGCAAAAGCCUAAAAAAGCAAUUUAUCACCAUUUUGGAAUUGACAUUGAAAGUAAUUUGCAUUGGCAAAGUUGGGAACUUGGCAGGGAGUACUCUGAAAUAAUAACAUUGAAAAAUGUAGAUUCAAGAACAAAAAAAGUUAAAUACAGAAUUGUAAAUGGCAAAUAUUUUGCUUCAAAAUAUCCUCAAUCAAUAGUUUUAAAUAUUGGUUCUAAAGUAAAUAUACCAAUUGUGUUUAGGCCAUUAGAAAAGAAUAUGUUUGAAGAUUCUAUUGAGUUCAUAACAAAGGAUGGAUCUUUUCACAUUCCUAUAACAGCAGUACCAGCAGAAAUACAACUAAGCACUCCAGAGACUAUCAAUUUUGGAAUGUGUGCAGUUCAAGAUAGUGUGACCAUCUCUUUUGAAAUAGCAAAUAUUUGUGAUUUCUAUGUUUCUUUUCAACUGCAAUCAGAUCUACCUUUCGUUUUGCAGCCAGUAAGUGGAAAUCUUGCUCCAAGAACCCAAUGCAAAAUUAAUGCAACUUUUCAACCAGAAGGGGCAUUUGUUUAUGAGACAACUGUUACUUGUAACUAUGGAAACAACAGCAGUAAAACAAAUACGAAGAUAAUUACACUUGAAGGGAUAGGUAAAUUUCCGUAUCUCAGCCUAAAAUAUGAAAAUAUCACUGGUAAUGAAAUAACAGUGGAUUUUGGUGAAGUUGUUCUUGGCGAAACAUUACACAAAAUUGUUGAAAUCAAAAACUGUACCCCAGUUAAUGUUCCGUUUCAAAUCAUUCAGAAAUCUCUUGGUCUGUUGGUUGAAAAUGCUUUUCAGUGUUCACAGUAUCAUGGAGUUAUUCCUGCUGAAUAUACUCACAAAAUUAGGGUGUCUUUUAAACCAGAAAACUUCAAUUUGGUGUAUGCUGAUAACUUUGAAGUUUUGCCAGUUGCAUUGAUAAAUAAAUUGUAUAUAAAAUGUAUUGGGCGAGGAAAAUCCCCAAAUGUUAGUGCUAAUGUCAAGUCAGUGAAUUUUGGAGUUACAGCAAUCGGGGUCGAGGUUGUUCGAUCAUUUAAACUUAUAAAUGGCUCAUGUUCCCCAGUAUUGUAUCAGAUAAAGGUUGAUCCUCAAUAUAGCAAAUUUCUUUUAAAUGAAACUUGUGGAAAAAUUGAGGCUAACUCAUCAAAGAAAAUCAUUGUAAAGUUUAUUCCAACACAAGCCAUUCCUUACUAUAAAAAACUUUUUUGUCUUAUCCUCAACCAGGAACCUUUGACAGUUGAACUGUUUGGAACCUGUGUGUCCAAAGAUAUUAAACCAGCUGUUCUCACACAGAAGCAUAUUGAUAACAACAGUAUUUACAUGUUAAGAGGAAUAUCUCGUCUUGCCCCUGAGAGUCUUUCAAUGUUGAUAGAAGAAAAAAAAAUUGUUUUUGAUGAAAAUGGUUUAUUACAAGUUAAUGACAUGGAAGUUGAUAGCAAUCUGACAAAAAAUAAAAGUGUUUCAUCAUUUGAUGAGUUUUUUAAUGAUGGUUCUAGUGAUAGUAUGUGUACUGUUGUUCCACAUAUUUCUCUUGAUACUUCAAGUGUUCACUUUGGAGUUUGCAAAGAGAAUUUACUUUUCCAUAAGUCAGUAUGUGUUAGGAAUCAUACUCAUGGUAAAGUGAUAUGUGUUUGGAUGAAUGAUGAAAGGAAUCAUUUUUUUGUAUCUCCAGCUGAAAAUGAAAUUGCCCCAAUGAGUAGUUCAUCAUUUAAAAUAACUUUCAAACCUGAUGUCCCAAAUAAAAUGUUUAGUGCUGAGCUUGAAGCUUUUGUAUUCUAUAAGAGUAUGAGAGAUCAAAGUCUAGUAAAUGACUGUACAAUUACAGUACCUUGGUGUCUUACAGUUGUAAUCACUGGACAUACCUUUGGAAGAAAUAGUGAGUUUUAUCUGCCUGUAUGCAAUUGGUCUUCUAAAACAAUGGUUUUUCCCCCAGCCAGUUCACUUGAGGAAUCAGUUUACAGAACCUGUCUUUUACAAAAUAAUGGUUACAAUCCUAUUCAUUGUGCAUUUACUCGUGAUGACACGUGUGUUUUUAGUAGUAAACCUGAUACUUGUUUAAUUCGAGAAAAGUUCCAGAUAUUUGUAUAUCGAAUGUCACCAUUAAAUUGCGGAGUUACAAAAUUUCAACCUACGUGCACUCUUAAUUUUUCUGAAAAAUGUGAUUUUGAUCUUACUAUGACAACUGAAACUGUGAAUAUUAUAUUUACUGAAGGAGAUCUUCUUUACUUUAUGCCAACAUGUGUUGGGCACUCAUCAUAUCAGAAUGUGCAGAUUCAAAAUUGUUCUCGAGUCCCAAUAAAGCUUCAGUGGAAAAUUUCUAAAAGUGAUCAACAUAUUUUGUCAGUUAGAGAACAGUAUAAAAUUAUUUUUCCAAAUGAAGUGCAGAAUCAUGUAUGGACCUUUACACCUGUUGUUGUACUUAAACAUUUAUUUAAAGUGAAAUUACUGGCUUCUAUUGAAAAUUUUUACGAAAACACUCUUAAGAAGUAUAGUUUCAAAAUUGUUGGUGAAAGUCAAAAUGCUGAAAUUAUUUGUGAUGAUGAAUAUAUUACUAUGGAAAGUAUAAUAGUUGGAAGUAGAGAAAAGGCACAAAUUGUAUUAAAUAAUACAGGUGGUUGUAGUGUAAAUGUACUUUUAUCAGUUGAGGAAUUUUUCAAAAAUUCUGAUGAAUUAGUAUCAUCAAAAGAUUUAAUAUUUCAUCUUGAACAAGAGGAGUUAUGGCUACACUCGCGAUCAAGUAAAAUGCUAUCUGUUUUAAUCUGCCCAAAAAGAACAGGAUGGUAUGAAGCAAAACUUUACUAUAUGUUAAAAGGAACGAAUAAUUUUGAAAUUACAAAGUUUUUAUGUACUAUAACUGUUCACGCUGUGUUUCCAAAUAUCUUAAUCAAUGAUAUCAGAGGUGACGGUAGUGCUCAAAGCUAUAGUAAAAAGUGUCUGUUAGAACUUUUUAAAAUAGAAAGAUUCAACUGUUUGCUGCAGUCUGAACCUGCACCAGAAGAACUGAGAUACAAUGCGUUUUCACGGUUUAGCACACAAAGAAGAAUACCUAAAACAACACAUGCUGUAAAUUUAUUAGAUUUUGGAUCCAAUGUGCAUGGAAGUGAAGAUUGUAUUAUUAGUAUUAGCCUUGAAAACAAAGGAAACUAUGAAGUUGAAUGGAUAAUAAAAUAUUCCACAGACUUUCAGUUAGAUAUUGAAAUAUGGGCUGAUCCUGGUACAAUUGAAGAUGAUGAACUACAUGAGAUGUUCUUAUUAAAAAACAAAAUAUUUUCCAUUGAGCCUCUGUGUGGCAAAAUUUAUCCAAAGAAAUCUCAAGUAUUAAAAUUCACAUACCGCCAUUCAAUGAUAGGCAUUCAUAAACUUCCUGUGUUGUUUAAGAUUAUUCAAGGUCGCGAGAUUAUGUUAAACUUGAUCGGAAAUACUCUUGAUAAUUCUGUGAAUACAUUGCAUUUAAUAACAUCAAAACAUACUUUUGCUCCUACAUCUAUCAGUUGUGAGAUUCCUUUUGCUCAGAUGUAUACUUUGUAUAACCCUACUGACAACAAAUUAAAGUUUACAUUUGAUUGCUCUAAUCUUAAUAUACUACAAGAGGAAAAUUAUAACUGUAAGAUUUUGGAGUGCUUAACACCAAUGGGGGAGAUAUUUCCCCAUCAAUCGUUUGAUACCUUGUGGAUAUUUUCACCUAUAGAAACUAAAGAAUACAAAGUUGAUGUGCCACUAAAUAUUCAAGGUGGCAACAGUUCAAUUAUAUCAUUUUUUGGUGUGGGGUGUGAUCAUGAUCUUUCUAAAGCAAUUGAAGAUGACAAAUGCAGAUUUUUUUCUAAUCGAGUCAUUACUUUACCAGAUGAGUUGGUGAGAAUAUCGACAGAUAUUCUAGAUUUUGGUAACAUACCUUUAUUUACUGAAUCCAGUCGGCUAGUAUUUUUGACCAGCAUUUCAGAAAACGAUAAUGUCUUUUUUAACUGGAAAGUGAACCAGAAUAUCAUUUCAAUUUUCCCCUCUCAUGGAGUUAUAAAACCAAAAAACCAAGUAUUGUGUAGAGUAACUAUAAAUGCUCAAGGGAUUCCUUGUAUGUACAGUGUUAAUGUCUUGUGUGAGAUAACAAAUAAAACACACAUGGAUAAGUUCAUUAAAGAACACUCACUUUGGUCUGCGCGUUUAGAAGAAAAAAAGCAUCUCUUUACAAUUUAUGAUAUGGAUUCAUCUAAAAAUACUCUGCAUGCAAGUCAUUCCACUAAAAUUUCUAAAACACCUCCAAUGAAUGAUGAUUCUGAACCAUCGCCUCCAAAAUUGUUGUUUGUUCAUCUUUUUGUGUAUGUCAAUACACAUUUUACAAAUAUUUUUCAUGAUGAUACUGAAGACAUUUUUUUUAUUAAUAGAAAGUCAUUAACUAAAAGAUUAUCACACAAGUGUAUAAAAAUAUCAGAAGAAGAAUACUCUAUUAUUAAUACUGUAUUGGCUUUACUCACUCGAGAUUGCUUGCAUGACAAAGAUUUUGAAAGUCAUGUUGUUCGUAUAAAAGAAGAAGCUGUUCCAUAUUUUGGAAUGUUUGCUCAAGUCCCUGAUACUAUUAAGGAGAAUGAUAUAACUCAUGAGAAUACCAUAAGCCAAAGCAAUAGUAAAAGUAACCAAGAGUUAAAAAAAAGUUACCUGCAACAUGUACCUGAUGACAUUUUAAAUGAAGAAAUAAAACAAAUACAUUAUAAUGAAAAUAAAAAUGUGGAAAAAAAAAUCUCAGGUGAAACUUCACUUGAAAGUCGAGAGCAGUUAAAAAGAUGUGACGAGUUGCGCUGCAUAAUAAAAAAAAUGUUGGACAACACUCUCUAUAAUAUAUUAUCAGAAGCUGCCUAUGGCGAAAUAUCUUUAACUGACCGCCCUCAAUUGAUUGCCGUGCCUCUUCCAAAUAAGAAAGAUCCUUGAAAAUAGAAAGUUUUUUACUUGGUGAAAUGUUUUGUUUAAUAGUUGUUUAUAAAGUAUAUAUUUGAAAAUUUAAUAUAAACAUAUAUAAAUAUAUUUUUUGAAAAAGUUCUGGUGUAUAUUUAUAUUUA